AUGAAUGAAUGACAUAACGAGCGAACCAGCGUCGAUGGAGGAAACUAAAGAAUGAAUGGCACAGACGUCGUGUGCCUACGUCAUCUAUUCCUCUGCGGAAGGAUAUUUUCAGUUUUCUGAAGUGUAGUUCCGGGAUCUGGAACUACUUUUCAGGAUAGGAAGGGGAAAACGUUAAGCGUGUAAGGAUACAGCGGAGAGACACGUCGCUAGCAGGUGCAAUCACAAAUACGAGGCGUAUGAUGGUAUAGCAUAUGGCGUUUACAAUUGUCUAACGCUAGAAAACCACAAACUAUAACAUUGUGCUUCCACUGGAAUAAUGUCACGAGUGAGCACUAUCUGCUGACCUCCUUUCACCAGAGUGACUUUGCGAAUCGAGUCCAUUCACUCUCCUACCAACAAAAUGUCAGGUACCUACACACCAGCCCCUGGUGGGCCCUUCUCUGCUCUCACUCCGAGCAUGUGGCCCCAGGAUAUUUUGGCCAAGUACCAUCAAAAAGAACCCUCAGGACAGCCUGAACUCCAGUAUGAUGAGUUUGGCUUCAGAGUGGACCCUGAAGAUGAUGGGAAGCCCAGGUCCAGGCUUGGCACUGAAGGCUCCCCCCAGCGUGAAGACCCCCAGCAGCGACUGCGCUGGCAAGCCCACCUAGAGUUUACCCACAACCACACUGUGGGAGACCUGACCUGGGAUCUGAUUGAUCCUGUCCUCUCACGCUCUGAGCGGCUGCGUUCCCUGGUGCUGGGGGGUAUCCCUCACAGCAUGAGACCACAGCUGUGGAUGCGCCUGGCUGGAGCGCUGCAGAAGAAAAGGACCUCUGAGAUCUCUUACAGAGAAGUCAUUAAGAACAGCUCCAAUGACGACUCCAGCACUGCUAAACAGAUAGACAAGGACCUGUUGCGGACGAUGCCAACCAACGCGUGUUUCUGUAGCAUGAGCAGUGUAGGAGUGCCGAGGCUGAAGCGGGUACUGAGAGCCCUGGCCUGGCUCUACCCAGACAUCGGGUACUGUCAGGGCACCGGCAUGGUGGUUUCCUGUUUGCUGCUCUUUCUGGAGGAGGAGGAUGUUCUAUGGAUGAUGUGUGCCCUGAUCGAAGACCUCCUCCCUCCAGCCUACUUUAGCUCCACUCUGCUGGGUGUCCAAACAGACCAGAGGGUUCUCCGCCAGCUCAUCGUUCAGUACCUGCCGGCCCUCGACCGUCUUCUCCAGGAGCAUGACAUAGAGUUGUCGCUGAUCACACUUCACUGGUUCCUGACCUCAUUUGCCAGCGUGGUGGACAUCCGUCUGCUCCUAAGGAUCUGGGACUUACUCUUCUACCAGGGCUCGUUGGUUCUCUUUCAGAUCACACUGGGCAUGCUGAAGAUCAAGGAGGAGGAGCUUGUAUCAUCAGAGAACUCUGCGUCCAUCUUUAACACUCUGUCGGACCUGCCGAGCCAGCUGCGAGAUGGGCCCGCAGUUCUCGGGGAGGCUAUGAGGCUAACAGGGUCGCUAACCCAGGAAACACUGGAAGCUCACCGGCACAAGCACCAAGCCUACAUCCUCAACGAACAGGCGCAGCUCAGCAAUGGAAACAACACAACAUACAGCACCAAUCUCAACAAGGCGGUGAGGAGACAGUCUCUGCGCAGGAAGUCCACUCUGAGCUCCCUGCUGUUCGGGGAGGAUGAAGCAGAGACCCUGAAGUCCAAGAACAUCAAGCAGACAGAGCUGGUGGCAGCCUUACGAGAGGCCAUCACCCGCACUGCAGAGCACUUUCACUGUCUGGACCCUCGGCACUCCAGCGCUGAGCUGACUCCUGACUACUCCAUGGAGAGCCACCAGCGAGACCAUGAGAACUUUCUUGUAGUUUCUCGCACCAGACGGAGGCGGGCUAAGGCUCUGCUGGACUUUGAGAGACACGACGACGACGAGCUGGGGUUCAGGAAGAAUGACAUCAUCACUAUCAUCUCACAGAAGGAUGAACACUGUUGGGUUGGAGAGCUAAAUGGCCUAAGAGGUUGGUUUCCAGCGAAGUUUGUGGAGAUCCUAGAUGAAAGAAGCAAAGAGUACUCAUUAGCAGGCGAUGACUCUGUGACGGAGGCAGUGACGGACCUGGCCCGGGGGACACUGUGUCCGGCCCUGAAGGCCAUCUUUCAGCACGGGCUCAAGAAGACAUCUCUACUGGGAGGGCCCUGUCAUCCUUGGUUAUUCGUUGAAGAGGCGGCCAGUAGAGAGGUAGAGAAAGACUUUAACUCUGUCUACUCCAGACUGGUGCUGUGUAAAACCUACAGGUUAGACGAAGAUGGGAAAGUACUCACACCAGAGGAGCUGCUGUACAGGGCGGUGCAGUCGGUCAACAUGAGCCACGACAGCGCACACGCUCAGAUGGAUGUCAAGUUUAGGUCUCUGGUCUGCGUCGGCUUAAAUGAGCAGGUGCUCCACCUGUGGCUGGAGGUGCUGUGCUCCAGCAUGGCCGCUGUAGAGAAAUGGUAUCAUCCAUGGUCCUUCCUCCGCAGUCCUGGAUGGGUACAGAUCAAGUGUGAGCUCAGAGUGCUUUCAAAGUUUGCCUUCAGCCUCUCCCAAGAUUGUGAGCUACCUGACAAGAAAGAGGAGAAUGAGCAGAGACCCCUGAAGGAGGGAGUGCAGGACAUGUUGGUGAAACAUCAUCUCUUCAGCUGGGACAUUGAUGGCUAGACACACACAGAAACACUCGUCUGAAUCCUACUGCGUCCUCCUGUCUGUGUUUGUGUGAUGUCUCCUUAUCUGUCACUUACAGACUGUCAAUUAUAAUUAAGACACUGUUGUCUGCUACAGGAAGUGACUGCUUCAUCGGUCACGUCACUGUUCAGCCAGUUCUGAAACAUGUGUGCAUUAAAGUGCAUACUUUAUUUUACUUCUGUAGGAGAUUACACUACAUGGUGCAAAACGAUAUAGUAAAACACUGCAGUACAGAUGAGUCUGUACCCAUGAAACUGGAGCUCUCGUGUGUCCAGUACGUAUACAACUCCCUGCUGGACAUUCAGCUUUCAUAGCCGAGUGCAUGUUUUGUGCAGGAGUGAGCGUUCACUCUCUUUCAUUAGUUGUUACAACAGCAGCGGGUCAUCACCACGAGAAACCCUGGACCUUUAACACGGUAUUAAAUGCCACAUUAACCUUUAAAUACCCAGAUAUUAAGACCAAAACAGAACAUUCCUAAAUAUGGAGCUGUAAAGUUACAAAUUAUUUUUGAGAGGGAUGUUAGUUACCUCAAAUAUCAUGAACUCUACGAAACAUUUCAUUAACUACUAAAUGUUGCACAUGCCAAGUAAAGCCUUUUCAAAUAGUUAUACAAGAUUAUGGCUAUGUGUGCUACCUUAUCAGUGGUAGUGAAGUCUGCACUCGUAUGACAUGUAAAUGACGCAGAUAAAUACUUUUUUGUGCUACAAUCUAUAAAUAAAUGUGAAAUAGCCUAUACAGUCAUUUGUUAUGUUUUUGUAUAUACGUGAAUAUAUAUUUUGCUUGUGACUAAAUGUGCCCUUGCGAGUUAAAGCGAUUUAA
This is a messenger RNA of Gymnodraco acuticeps, 3511 nucleotides long. RefSeq names its product small G protein signaling modulator 3 (gene sgsm3). The transcript is spliced from 21 exons. Gene Ontology annotation, molecular function: protein binding. Lineage: Eukaryota; Metazoa; Chordata; Actinopteri; Perciformes; Bathydraconidae. The record is from RefSeq and is a predicted model, not a curated record. The coding region runs from base 401 to 2668 and encodes 755 amino acids.